AUGUUCAAAGCUAUUGCUUAUGAUGAUAUAAAAUCAUUUAUCUCGAUAACAGAAAGUGAUGAUUUUGAUGAACAUCAAAUGACAGAUUGGGGAAUAUAUUUAUUAGAUAGAUACUCAUUACUUGAAAAAUGCUGUUAUUUUGGUGCAGUUCAAUGUUUUAAAUAUUUGAUAACAGAGUUUGAAGUAGUAAUCACUAAAAGAUGCCUUGAAUUGUCAUUUUUAGGAGGAAAUGCAGACAUCAUGAGCAAAUGUUUUAAAAAAAUAGAACCGGACAAAGAAUGUAUGAAAUAUGCAAUAAUUUCACACAACAUUGAUUUUAUUACGUUUUUAAUGUAUGAAAAACAGUUGACAAUUGAUGUAAAUGAUUGUAUUUAUUAUCAUAAUCUUAAAGCCUUUCUUGUUCAUUUUGAUCAAGCAAAUGAUAUUAAUGAAAUAUUAUUUCAUUCUCUUAGUUUUAAUAUUCUGUCUCUUUAUAAAUAUUUGGUUCAUCAAGGGGCUAAUAUCAAUGCAAAAGGCAAUGGCGAAAAGACAGUAUUACAAUAUGCUGUAGAAAGGAACAAUAUUGAAAUCGCACAAGUAUUUAUUUCGCUUGGUGCGGAUGUUAAUGUACAAUUAAAAUAUGGAAGAACGGCCUUCAUCAACGCAAUGAACCAAAAUUAUAAAGAAAUGAUGGAAUUACUCAUAGAAAAUGGUGCUGAUGUCAAUAUAAGAGAUAUAUGGGGAGCUACAGCCCUUCACUAUGCAGUACAACAAAACUCAAAAGAAAAAAUAGAAUUUCUUCUUUCAAACGGAGCGCAGAUUGAUGCCAAAGAUAAGGAAGGAUUCACAGCUCUUCUUCGUGCAAUAGAAAAGGAUAAUAUUGAAAUGUUCGAAUUGCUUUAUUCACAUGGUGCCGAUAUUCAUUCAACAAAUAAUAAUGAAUAUAAUGUACUUCAUUUUGCUGCGCAAAAAAUUUCAUAG
Molecule: messenger RNA, 960 nt
Organism: Trichomonas vaginalis G3
Lineage: Eukaryota; Parabasalia; Trichomonadida; Trichomonadidae
Product: spectrin binding
Exons: 1
Coding region: 1-960 (319 amino acids)
Molecular function (GO): protein binding
Source: RefSeq, a predicted model, not a curated record